This is a messenger RNA of Pseudonaja textilis, 3037 nucleotides long. It is a transcript of the gene LCA5, whose product is annotated as lebercilin LCA5. NCBI's taxonomy places the organism in Eukaryota, Metazoa, Chordata, Lepidosauria, Squamata, Elapidae. Gene Ontology annotation, biological process: intraciliary transport. Gene Ontology annotation, cellular component: axoneme. The record is from RefSeq and is a predicted model, not a curated record.
UUGCUUUCUUAUUCUUCUUCACCCGCGUUACCUUGGAACCUGCUGUAAAUAUUCGGGAGCACCUUGGUGACGCGGUGGCGCCUUUAAGGGAGCCCCGGCAACCGUCCGGCUCCGUCAGGGGUGGGGGAUGUAGAGCCCCCGGAGUCAGAUUAAAAGAUACAUGAAAAAUAUUGAUUGCCAAAAUGAUGUCAGCAACUCUUCUAAACUUAGGUAAUGAAUUGACAAGAAGCCAGUAGUGACUGUGUAAUGAGCCUUCAUCUGGAAAAUGACUAUUUGAGGAAAAGCUUAUCGUAAUGGAGGAAAGAGGAAGGAGUCUGGAUUCUGGGCAUAGCAGAAAAUCAGACAGUGAUAAAAGCAGUAAUUCUUAUUACUCAGAUGAUGAUUCAUCUCAUGCUUCUGAUCAGUCUCCAACCAUCAGCACUCAAUCUAUACAAACUGUAAAUAGAAGCAAUAAAAUACAGAACUUGAAAAGCCAUGCAGAUUAUCAUGCCACAAAGCAGUUUUACUCUAAAUACGCACCCAGCAAGAGAACCCGCUGGGGUUUUUACUCCCAGAGCCUCACCAGGGAGUCUCCUGCCAAAGAUAUCAGUCUUGUUACAAAGAGAGUGCUUUCUGCUAGGCUGCUGAAAAUUAACGAGCUUCGUAAUGAACUGUCUGGGUUGCAUGUCAAACUUGAUGAGUUGCAGAAAGAAAAUAGGGUACUAAAGCAGCUUCAGUACAGACAUGAGAAAGCCCUUCAUAAGUUUGAAGGUACAGAAAAUGAAAUCUCUCAACUUCUGGUGCGGCAUAAUGAUGAGAUGAGAAUACUAAAGGAGCGCUUAAGAAAAACACAAGAAAGAGAACAAACAACUGAGAAGAAACUCAAGGCUUCAGAGGAAGAGCUAUUCAAAGCUAAAAGUGGUUUGCAAAAACUGAAAAAACUUGCAGAAGAUAAGAAUCUCCCUGAACGUGAUGAGCUGGCUAAGAAGCUGGCAAUUGCAGAAAAUAGAUUGGAAGAUAGUGAGAAGAAAAUUAAGGAAUUUGAGAAGAAGCUUGAUCUUAGCAGUAGUAGUUUCCAAAGACAACUGCACUCUAUGAAAAAGAAAUUUUAUGAAGCACAAGAAGAAAAUAAGAUUAUUCAAGAGGAAGUCCAACGAUUGAAACAAAAAUUAAAGGAAAAAGAGAGAGAAUUAGAUGCAAAAAAUAUAUAUGCUAAUCGUAUGUUAAAACACUCACCCAAAAAGCAUGAUGAUAUCACACCAAGAAAAAAAGUUGUUGAGAAAAACACUGUAAGAGAAGUACAGAACACAAAAGGAGUACAGACUACUGGAUUCCUUUCCCUGAUAGAAUUUCCAUUGCCACCAGACUUCAUUUCUGAUGAAAUAGCCCAGAAAAAGGAAGAAGAUGGGCAUCUCCAAUUGGAACAUCUAGUUAAAGAUUGGAAAGAACAAAGGGAGGAUUUCAAGCAGGAACAGAACCAAGAAAGAGAAAGAGAAGAGAAACUAAAAAAUGAACAAGAACUCCAAGCACUGGAAGAAAGAGCCAAGAAACUAAGAGAAGAAUGGGAGAAAGAAGAAUCAGACAGAAAGAAGAAAGAAAACAGUGAUUUGCUUGAAAAUGAAAAAGUGAAGAUAGAGACAGAAGUAUAUAUUUCAGAAAAAGGAACACAGAAUCAUGACAAAACAGAGGAAGAAAGACGGAAAGAAAUUCUGCUUGCCAAGAUGUAUGAAAUCGACAGGGAAACUCAAAACAAUAUAAAUACGGCUUCCAAAGAGCUUACCACAGAUACUGUUAUUGUAUCUUAUACAUUGGAAAAAAAUAAGAGACUACACCAAUUGUUAGAGACAACAGAGAAAGGGUCUAAUGGUUUGCCAGAACCAGACAGUUCAGUUAGUACAGUUGUCAAAGAAGAAAUCCAGAAACCGCAGUCUACAGACAUCACAUGUACAAACAACAAUGUGAUAUUUGGUAGUUAUGUACCUUCCUUUGGGAAAGGGUCAGGGAAGCCAAGCUGGCUUAAUCAAAAAAUUGACUUCUUAGAUGAACUCACUAAGGAAAACGUAGGUCUUGAUACUAAGAAAGAGAGAAAGUCUAAUUUAAUGGAACAGCUGUUUGGUAGCAGUGUCAACACAAUCACUCCACCUAAGAGAAAUGAUUUUCAACAAGACGGUAAUACAAACAAUGGUUUUCAGGCUAAAGGAACCAUGGUCAACAUUAAACAUGACACUGAUCUUUUUUUUAGUGAAGGAAAGAACUUUAUACCCCAAAGACAACGACUGCAACACACAGCAAAUAGACCAGCAGUUAAGGCACUUGAUUCUUUAGAAGAUGAUAUUGAGGAAGUAUUAUUGCAGUGAUUUUAUUCUGUAAAAUAUGUAAAUAGUUAUAUUUAGUUUGGUUUUAGUUUAUAAAUACAAAGUGAUUGAAGUUAAGUUAUAUAGCUUCGAGAAUGAUCAAGAAUGCAACUUUUUAUGUAAUGCCCUACACAAAAAUGAUGACAAUUAACAGAUAAAACAAGAUGUACUCAAUAAUUAUUUUCUUAUUUUCUAUUAAUAGAAUCACUUGGCCCUCUUCUUGGAAAGAAGUAGUGUUAUCUACAUAUUUGUCAUCAGUCACUUCAAAUUGACAUUUCACUAGCACAUCCAAAUAAAUGGGGAUGUUUUCUGAAUUUGAAUCCUUUCUUAUUUAAGGCCUCUUUCCACCAGUAUCUCUUGUAGAGAGUGCUUCCUUUAUGAGGAAUUUUAUGUUUUGAAAUUGAGGGUGCAGGCAAAACAAUUACUGCAGAAAAAGUUGGAUUGUCCCUGUAACUUUAGUUUAUGUUCUAGUUUUGCAUAAUACACCUACAUGUUUGCUUUGAAUGUAAUAGAUGUUUAUAAACCUCUGUCAUAGAAUAAAAUUGACUAUUUAAGAUUGAUGGCAAUAUAGACAACGUUGUAAUUUGUUAUAUCUCCUAUUGGAAAACUUAUGAUAUUUAAUUGAGAAACAAAAAAUAUAUGCCCAUUAAAUUUACCUCCACUUUAAUUGUACCCUGCCAGCUCUAUUAAAAACUACAACACAA